Molecule: messenger RNA, 4781 nt
Organism: Branchiostoma belcheri (Belcher's lancelet)
Lineage: Eukaryota; Metazoa; Chordata; Leptocardii; Amphioxiformes; Branchiostomatidae
Exons: 19
Coding region: 1-3954 (1317 amino acids)
Cellular component (GO): membrane
Molecular function (GO): calcium ion binding
Source: RefSeq, a predicted model, not a curated record
AUGCUGCUAACCUGGGGAAUCGACAAGUACAAAGUUAAAACAAAAAAAACAAAACUCUUUCUCACAGCUUUAACCUUCGGCGAUCCAUGCCAAACCUAUGAGGCUCUUGACGAACCUUUGAGGAGUGUCGGUGCGUUGUGGGCAGCGCCUGAUCCCUCUCUGUGUGACAGCGGCCUGCAAACAAAUUGGUACCGCUUUGUCAGCCCUGCAGGAGGAGUCAUCCCGACAAAUUGUUCUCUCCUCAGUAGAACCAGCUGUUCAACUCUUGGACCCGUCUGGAUGAAAGGGACUCUCCCGACUACAUCAGAAGGAGAAGCCCCUAGACAGGUUUGCCGGAGGACGUAUGCCUCAGGAGACUGUGAGGGGUACUGCUGGAAACUGAGUAACGGCAUCCUGGGAGGCACAGUUGUUAUGUUCUGUGACUUCGACGCCCCACCCUGGUCCAACCUGACAGUGGAGGUGUUCUGGACUGCCGACAAUGAUGUCAUCUAUGAAACUUCUCUAGUCAAUGGAGAGAGCCAGACAGUACUAGACCAGAAUCACCUCAAACUUGGAAUGGGAAAGAACAUAACUUGUAAAGUCCGCGGAAGGUAUACAACUGGAGGAGCACCCGGUACCCUCGAGGUCAGCAACGACUUUUUUGCAGGAGUGACGGUCCUGAAAAAAGUCUUCACCGUUGACGAGGAUGGCCCAACAAACAGCAUACAGCUCCAACCGACACUGCCGCUUGAUUGCAGUUCCUUGGGACCCUACUGCACUGUUUCAAUACCAGUAAACUUCGAGGAGGAAAGUCAUCGUGUUUGCCACGGAGGGGAAGUGCCUCAGGUGGUAACAGACGGUAAUGCGGUAACAGACAGCGGUAACACGUGCUCGUUCCUAUACGGCGUGGAUGACUGGAACGUUAACGGCAUCAUAGACAUCCCCGUGAUCGCUGUUCGUGACUCCCAGGUCGAUGGCCUGGGGUACAUGAGGGUCAAGUUUGGUCCUUUCGCGGCAGGGGUAUCAGACUUGUGGGAUGGCUACCAGCUUGAGGAUGUAGAAAUUCUCUCUCAGGACAAAGACUCGAUAGGAGAUGUGACAUGCACGUCAACUGGCGAUCCACAUUAUACAACAUUUGAUGGCCGGUUCUAUCACGUGUACGAGCAGCAAACAUUCACUUUGUACAAGCACCGGGAUCUCCCUAUUGAGGUUCAGACCCGGACGAGAAUGUGCUUCCGCGGUAAUGUUGCCUGCAAUUGUGGUGUCGCUGUUAGAUCUGGAAAUGAAACACUCAUUCUCAACAAGUGUGCAGGAGGUAUCCAGCGGUACAACUUUCCGUCGGGCUCCUGGACUGUAUAUGACGGAUUUCUGGCCUCAAGAAUUGAUCAUUAUGGCCCCGUGGGGGAAGAUAUCAAUUUCUACAAAGACAGAAAUUCCCGUUUUUAUGUCUUCCUACCUACGGGAUCACUCAUAGACAUACAGGUGAAGGGCGACGGUGUCAAUCCGUACAUGGACAUCGCUAUCCGUCCUUCAGCCGACGACAAAGGCAACACUCUGGGGUUGUGUGGAACAUUUGACGGGGACAGAACAAAUGACGGUCUUCACAGGGAUCUGUCAACGGUUUCUACCAUACAUCACAACCAAGUAAUGACAAGUGGCAAUAGUGCAUUCGUUAACAGCUGGAGAGUUGAUGACGCGAACAACAUCUUCUAUGGCAAUGUUCAUCCGUUACCGGCGUCUGAAAUAGAGCGCCGCUACUGUUCUUGUGUAACGGAUGGUCGUGGACAGAAUAUUCACUGUAAGAUAAGCCCUGCCUAUGACUGUAAAGCUGCGGAACUGAAGAGUCGAGGCAUUCAGCCCAUUGAGAACAACAGCGCGCGCAGGAGACGGGACACCAGCUACAACGAUGACGUUUACGAUGACGACAUGUUCGGAUUUGACGACAGCGCACCUUCCAGCCCCGUUACGCCCCCCACCUGGCCGGCCCCUAAUGGGAUGACAGAAGCUGAGGCCAGGGCGUACUGCGAGAACAACCUGGUAAAUUCUCCAUCUGGACAAUUGUGUUCGUCAAUCCUUGGAGACUCCAUCGACACAUCAUCGGUGGUAGAUUCAUGCGUCGUCGACAUCCAGGCUACCGGCGAUACUACAUUUGUACAGACAGUAGUCUCCUCGUUGGAAGCACGGUGCUCUGACGCCCUGUACAAAAACCUGACAUGUUGGACGAGCAACAACAACGUGACACUCGAACCACCUUCCUUCUUCUUUGAAACUGUCUCCUGUCCAAAUAACUGCAGUGGCAGAGGCGUCUGUGAGAAGGGACAGUGUGUCUGUCAGAAGGGGUUUGAAGGUCCGUCCUGCUCGAUAGAGACAGAUGCGCCGCCAAAAGCUUACUUCAUCCCGAAGGAAGGACUGUGUGACAUCAACAGCAGGCCAUGCGAACGGACCCCUGUUAUCGGGAGGGACUUCUUGCAAUCAGAAAACUUGACGUGUUCUUUACAAACAGCACAGAUUGACGAAAACGGCGUACAUCCUCUUCCUGUCGAAAACAUCACCGUUCCAGCCACGUUUGAAGAUGACUCUCGCGUUAUCUGCCCCCUUCCGCCAUCGAUAUCUCGGCGGAGUACGGCAGCCGGACACAGGACAACAGCCGAGGCGACGCUCGUCUCCAUCAGUAACGACGGUGUGCGCUUCAGCCCGCCGGUCCUGCUCAUCACGUAUGACGCCGUCUGUCAGGACUGCAACGUCACCGGAUUCUGUGUUCUCAGGAACAACUCCUGUGAGAUAGACGGGACUUGCUAUUCCAGUGGAGACACACAGAUCGGCAACUGGUGCAAACAGUGUGUCCCGUCAGUCAACGUGUCAGCAUGGAGCGACAGGCUUGAUAAUGCACCGCCCGUCUUUGAACCUACCGGCGACAUCAUUGCCUUCAUCAACCAUCAGCUGAACUUCACAGUCAAGGCAGCGGACCCGGAAAACCACCCCUACCUGAGCUACUCACUGGUGGGAGCCUCACCAGAUCCUGACCUGUCCCUGUCCAGCGAUGGUCUGCUGAACUGGACACCCAAACUAAACACAACCAUCAUCGUCAACGUCACAGCUGCUGACGAGUGUGGUGCGAGUUCUACAGAAUCUUUCACUGUCAUCGCCCGUGACUGUCCGUGUCAGAAUGGCGGCAUGUGUCCUUCCUUCGCGCUGGACAGUCCUGAUAACAUCAACUGCAGCUGUAACGGUACCGGCUUCACGGGUCAGAUGUGUGACGUGGAUGUGGACGAGUGUGCGGACAGCCCGUGUGUCCAUGGAGUCUGUAACAACACCGUCGGCGGGUUCCAGUGCGACUGUGAGCAGUAUUACACAGGUCCUCUGUGUGACCAGGAGACGCCAUGUUUCUCCAACCCUUGCCCUGACAACGGGACAUGCGCAGACAUCCCCGGCGCCAUCCAGUGUACCAUCUGUCCUGAGGGGUCGGCUUGUGUGGUCAUUGAAAUCCCCCUGGACCCGUGCUCGCCCAACCCAUGCUAUGCUGACGUCACCUGUGACGUAGUUGAUGACGUGUACAGCUGCGGACCCUGUCCUGCCGGGAUGACUGGUGAUGGAGUCAGCUGUGUCCAAGUAAUUGGCUGUUCCUCCCAGCCGUGCUACCCGGAAGUGACGUGUACAGAUGUACCAGGUGGACAUGAGUGUGGGGACUGUCCGCAAGGCAUGACGGGAGACGGAAAGAACUGCACUCAGGACACUGGAGUGGCGGACCAACAAGGGUCCAGCUGGUACGAACAGCCCGCUUACAUCGCGCUGCUGUCUGUGGGGGCAGUCGUCGCCGCUGCAGCUCUGAUCGGAGUCGCUGUGUGGCGCGUCAAACCACACAAUGUCACCAAAAUCAAGGUGGGAGAUCUGCCGCUGGAGGACAGGAAGAAGAGCGAUGGUGCCGGAAGUCGCCAUGCCGAGGGGAUGUUGGACCAGGAUGACAAAAAUGAUUAGUGUAGCAUUAGAGUUAUACCGCAGUGGUUUUCAGUGGUUACUUCAAGUGGGAGUCUAAACACCCAAUGUAAAUGCAUUAGAAGCAAAACUAUCAUUCUAACUAACUCAGCAUCUCAACAUCAUUGUCUCAAGACAUUAUCUGUUGAGAUUUAGCUUACCUUAAGUCAUCUCUGUCUUGGUUAAACUACAAGAUGUUUCAUGUGAAUCGUUUUGAAAAGAAACAGAUUCUUUCUUUAAAGUAUACCAACAUCUCCCUGCCAGUUUAUACAAUAUAUUAAAGCAUAGGGACAAUUUUAGGUUUAGCAAUAACGUUAACUGGAAAAUUAUCUCAAAUUUUUGACAUUAAACUGAAAAUUGAUUAUGGAAAGGCUUAUCAAAGGAAAUGAUUUGUUAAUGAAAGAAGAAUAUUCAACGGAUGAGACGACUCAUUUAUUAUAUUAUUAAUCAGUUUACUAGUUAUAGCUUUUUGUUUUCGUCUUCCUGUGUGGGUGUGUUUGUGUUCUGUGUUUAUAUUUUUUCACCUUUGAACAAUAAUAUGAAUAAGUCGUUAUGAUGUUUUAUUCUGCACAAGUUGAAUAUCGUUUCUUGUGAAUGCACGUAUCCCAAAUAGUCCAUUUACCUGUUGACUAGAUAUGUGUGGAGGACAAAACAUUCAAAAACGUUUCAUAAUCCAAUGUCAUUGGUCAGCAUGCAAUGGCUGUUACAAAUGAUUGCCUUAUAAUAAAUGUCAAUGCUGUGUGGAAUAAAAGUCUCAAUAUAAGGUUUAGUAGUAAUUUGACGUGAAUGUUUAUGCUUCAGACGUGCACAGUUAUGGGUCCAAUAUUCAA